AUGACCAGCAGCGAAGCCAUGGACACCCUGGGGCAGUACAAGAUCACAGUAUGGGAGGAGGAGAGCUUCCAGGGCAAGCGCUGUGAGUUCCUCAUGGAGUGCCCCAGCAUCAUGGAGCGCGGCUUCCGCAAGAUCCGCUCCAUCAAGGUGGAGUCCGGCCCCUGGGUGGGCUUCGAGUACCCUGAGUACCAGGGGCAGCAGUUCAUCCUGGAGAAGGGAGACUAUCCCCGGUGGGAGGCCUGGAGCGGGAACAGCGGCUACCGGACCGAGCACCUCCUCUCCUUCCGGCCCGUCAAGUGUGCGAACCACAAUGACAGCAAAGUCAUCCUCUACGAGGCUGAGAACUUUCAAGGGCACAAGUUUGAGCUGAGUGAUGACUACCCCUCGCUGCAGGCCAUGGGUUGGGGCAACAAGGAGGUGGCAUCCAUCAAAGUGAAUGCUGGAGCGUGGGUGGCAUACCAGUACCCAGGAUACAGGGGCUACCAGUACGUGCUGGAGCGGGACAGACAGAACGGUGAGUUCAAGAAGUACAAUGAAUACAGCAGCCAGGCUCACACCAACCAGAUCCAAUCCAUCCGCCGUGUCCAGCACUGAGCA
Pogoniulus pusillus (Red-fronted tinkerbird) is the source of this 597-nucleotide messenger RNA. RefSeq names its product crystallin beta A2 (gene CRYBA2). Gene Ontology annotation, molecular function: structural constituent of eye lens. Lineage: Eukaryota; Metazoa; Chordata; Aves; Piciformes; Lybiidae. Bases 1 to 594 code for a protein of 197 amino acids. The record is from RefSeq and is a predicted model, not a curated record. Gene Ontology annotation, biological process: visual perception; lens development in camera-type eye. The transcript has 4 exons.